GCCACCACUCUCAUUUACAAAUCAACCUUUUCAUUUAACCAUUUGUUUCAAGUUGAUGGAGCCAUCAAAAAAACAUUUUCAACCGUCCAGCUCUCUUUUGCUUGUGAUUCUUCUCUCAUUCUUCAACCUGCAGGGUUUUAACUUGCUUAGUUUAGCAACAGCAAGCCCUGUAGUUAGAGGAAAUGACACUGAUCAACAAGCUUUACUCCAGUUCAAAGCCAAGAUAACUGGUGAUCCACUCAAGAUUAUGGAGUCCUGGAAUAGCUCCAUUCACUUCUGUCAAUGGAUCGGUGUUACAUGCGGUCGCAAGCAUCCAAGAGUCACCAAGCUGAAACUUCGAAUCCUCAAACUCUCUGGAUCAUUGUCACCCUAUAUUGGAAAUUUGAGCUUCCUCAGGGAGUUGGAUCUUGUGGGCAACAGCUUCUACAACCAAAUUCCUCAAGAGAUCGGUGGCUUAAGAAGACUAGAAGCAUUAAACCUGGCCAAUAACUCCAUCAUUGGUGGAAUUCCUUCCAAUUUAUCUGCUUGUUCUAAACUUAUAUCAGUUGAUAUGUCGGACAACCAGCUAACGGGACAAAUACCUGCUUUGCUGGGUCUCUUGUCGAACCUAAAAGUAUUGGGUUUUUUCAACAAUAGUUUGAGAGGGAAUAUCCCACCUUCACUGGGGAACUUAUCAUCGCUGGAGAGACUUGGUUUAACGUUUAAUGCAUUUAGUGGGAUUAUACCUGAAUCUUUUGGACGACUGAGAAACCUUUCAUUUUUCACCAUAUUCGGAAAUGCGAUUUCUGGUAUUGUUCCUGUCCCAAUGUUCAAUCUCUCCAAUAUUAGAAUUUUUGAUAUUGGUGCAAACAAGAUUGAAGGUACUCUUCAUUCUGAUUUAGAAAUCAAUAUGCCUCAUGUUGAGUUCUUUUCUGUAGGGGACAACCCAAUCUCUGGGCAAAUUCCACUUUCAAUAUCCAAUGCCUCGAAUUUGGAUGUUCUUGAAUUUUAUGAUAACAUGCUUGAUGGAAAUGUACCUUCAUUAGAAAAGUUGGAUAAAUUGUUUAGGCUUGAACUAGGAGGAAACCAUUUGGGACAUGGGAGAGAAGGUGACUUGAACUUUCUUUGCACUUUAGUCAACAAUACAAAACUAGGAUUUCUAUCUAUAACCGAAAAUAAUUUUGGAGGGGAAUUUCCAAAAUGCAUUACCAAUUUUUCUAGCACAUUUCAGGGUUUAUCGAUGAGUGAGAACAACAUUUUGGGAAAAAUCCCGGAUGAGAUUGGAAAUCUCAUCAAUUUGGAGGUGCUAGACUUAGCACAAAAUCACUUAUCAGGUCCCAUUCCCUUUGAUAUUGGGAAGCUUCAAAAGCUAAAAAUAUUUUACGCUCACAGUAAUUUUCUCUUUGGGACCAUUCCCCACUCCAUUGGAAAUUUAAUAGAGUUAACCGAACUCGUUUUACAUUUUAACAAUCUUCAGGGCAGCAUUCCUUCAGGUCUAGGUAAUUGCAAAAAAUUGCUUUUAAUGGAUCUUUCUAGUAACAAUCUUAGUGGACCAAUACCCCCUGAAGUACUUGGACUUCCAUCCUUGUCCAUUGUACUAAAUUUAUCGUCAAACUAUUUGACUGGUGAACUUUCUGUUGAAGUAGAAAAACUGAAAAAUCUAGGUACAUUGGAUGUUUCUCAAAAUAGGUUAUCUGGUUUGCUUCCAAACAACCUUGGUAGUUGUGCAAGUCUGGUGGAGCUGUAUUUGCAAGGCAAUUUGUUUGAAGGACCCAUUCCAUCAUAUUUGAGUUCAUUGAGAGGUCUUGAGGCAUUGGACUUAUCUGACAAUAAUCUUUCCGGUGGGAUUCCAGAAUUUCUUGUGCGAUUUGGGGCAUUAAAGUAUCUAAAUCUCUCUUUCAAUGAUUUUGAGGGAGUAAUACCAAGUGAAGGAGUGUUCAAGAAUACAAGUGCUACAUUUGUUGAGGGAAAUAGUAAGCUUUGCGGAGGCAUCCCUGAGUUACACUUGUCAAGAUGCAACUCCAAAACACCAGCGAACACUUCCCUUAAAUUGAAGAUCACAAUAAUUGUUGUGAUUUCAGGAGUGACUUUAGUAUUCUGUAUUUUCCUCAUCAUCUGGUAUAGAAAGAAAAAAGAGCAGAAGCCAACGACAACUCUUGUAGAAAAUUCUCUCUUACAGUUAUCAUACCAAAGCAUCCUAAGGGCGACUAACGGAUUCUCCCCUCAGAAUUUGAUUGGUUCGGGAAGCUUCGGAUAUGUAUACAAAGGAAUUCUUAAAGCUAAUGGAGCAGUUAUUGCAGUAAAGGUGCUCAAUCUUCUGAAUCAUAGAGCUUCCAGGAGUUUCUUGGUUGAAUGCGAGGCUUUGAAGAACAUUCGACAUCGUAAUCUUGUCAAGGUAUUAACAGCAAUUUCAGGUAUUGAUUAUAAUGGCAAUGAUUUUAAAGCCUUGGUUUAUGAGUUCAUGGAAAAUGGAAGCUUGGAAGAUUGGCUGCAUCCAUCUGUUGGCAUGAAUAAACCGGAGACGAUGAAAAACCUAAACUUCUUUCAAAGACUUAAUGUGGCCAUAGAUGUUGCUCAUGCACUCGAAUAUCUGCACCAUCGUUGUGAGACGCCGAUCAUUCAUUGUGACCUUAAGCCAAGCAAUGUUUUACUCGAUGGGGAAAUGGUUGGUCAUAUAAGUGACUUCGGCUUAGCAAAAAUCCUUUCUGGAGAUAAGCUUAACUAUUCUACUAAUGAAUCAAGCUCCCUUGGAUUAAGAGGAACUAUCGGCUAUGCUCCACCUGAAUAUGGCAUGGGAAGCGAGUUGUCAACAAAUGGCGAUGCGUAUAGCUACGGCAUCCUCUUGUUAGAGAUGUUAACAGGGAAAAGGCCAACGAGUGAAAGGUUCAAAGAAGGUUUAAGCCUUCGCAACUUUGUUAAAGCAGCUUUUCCAAAUCGAGUGGUUGAGAUUAUAGAUCCCAUUCUUCUUCAAGAAAGUGUCAGAGGAGGAUCGGCCGCUGACAUACAUCUUCAGUGCUUGAAUUCAAUAUUUGAAAUAGGACUCACUUGUUCGACCGAAUCACCAAGGGAGAGGAUGGACAUGAGUAAUGUUGUUACGAAGCUUUGUUCGAUUAGAGACAAGCUUCUUCGUCCAACUCGGUUACGUCGUGGUAUUUGAACUUUGUAUGCUACUCAAUCAACAGUUGCAGGUAUCUAAGGUGUGGUAUGGAAACUUCAAAGAGGCUUAAGUUCGAUAAAGUGCUUGAUGUUCUCCAAGAAAAUAGAAUAAAUAUGGAGUUUUUUUUUUCCUGUUUUCUACCAAUAAUUUUCAGUGUAAUUUGUAUAAUUCUUGGUUUUUGUCUUUGCAUCUUAACUCAUAAGCUAGUAGAUUGUGAUGAAGUCAGACUUUAAAUAACAAUGUUGGAUUUUGACUUUGCAUCCUAUUGUAUCAGUCAUGGUAUUGAACAUGUUAGUCAA
Messenger RNA from Gossypium arboreum, 3435 nucleotides. RefSeq names its product probable LRR receptor-like serine/threonine-protein kinase At3g47570. The record is from RefSeq and is a predicted model, not a curated record. The coding region runs from base 56 to 3136 and encodes 1026 amino acids. The transcript is spliced from 3 exons. Lineage: Eukaryota; Viridiplantae; Streptophyta; Magnoliopsida; Malvales; Malvaceae. Gene Ontology annotation, molecular function: protein kinase activity; ATP binding; protein binding. Gene Ontology annotation, biological process: protein phosphorylation.